ACGACGAAAACAGUCGAGAAAGACUCCGCCGCUGACAGCCAACACUUGCAGACUUGCCGUCCGUCUUCCAGCAAAGUCGUGCGUACCGUCCACCGCGUCGUUGAGGUCACGCGAAAAAAAAAAACCCCAAUUCAAACGAAAAACAAUAACAAGCCUGUGACGAGAGGCAGCUUCCGGUCGUCGGGGCAUCCAUAGCAGCAAAGAGGGCGGACAAAAACAAGCCAUCGCCUCGCCGUGUCUGCGACAAUGCCGCUGAGCGUCAACGGCAUCCUGUGCACGCUGGCAAUGCUGCUCGUCUGGCGGGCAGAGGAGCUGGCGGAGGCGUGCAGCUGCGCUCCGGUGCACCCGCAACAGGCGUUCUGCAACGCCGACAUAGUGAUCCGAGCAAAGGUGGUAGGGGAGAGAGAGGUGAUUUCUGGGAACGACAUCUACGGCAACCCCAUCAAGAGGAUCCAGUACGAGGUCAAACAGAUCAAGAUGUUCAAGGGUCCCAAUCAAGACAUCGACACCAUCUUCACCGCCCCCAUGUCCGCCGUGUGUGGCGUCACCCUGGAUGCUGGCGGCAAGAAGGAGUACUUGAUCUCCGGCAAGUCCGACUCUGGCGGUCAAAUGCACGUGACGCUGUGUGAUUACAUCAUGCUGUGGGACUCCCUGAGCGCCACCCAGAAGAAGAGUCUGACCCAGCGCUACCAGAUGGGCUGCGAGUGCAAGAUCGUGCGCUGUCCUUCGCUGCCCUGCGAGAUCUCGGCCCCUGAAGAGUGUCUGUGGACGGACCUGAUGAUCGAGAAGCAGGUCCACGGUCGCCAGGCCAACCACUACGCCUGCGUCAAGCGGGCCGACGGCUCCUGCUCUUGGUACCGCGGCGUGGCCCCACCCAAAAAGGAGUUUCUGGAUGCCGAAGACCCGUAAAAAAGAAAAGAAAAAAGAAGCCUCUUUUCUGCCUGAACGUCAACUAAUCCCGUGGAAAACAGGCAACUUUUUGAUUUAGAGGUGAAAAAUGUGCUGUUGUGAGAAUAAUCUCUUGCCUCUGUGUCCUUUUUGGGGUAAAAAAAAAAAAUCUAAAAUGAGGGUAGUUUGUGGAGGUUGUUGUCAGUUGUGUGUUUAAAAACCAAUCAUGGGACGUAGACUGGUCAAGUGAUGAUGUAACUUCCUCCUGAGGCUGGCGUCAGGAGGAGACAACAGCACUUCCUUCAAAAAAAAAAAAAAAAAAAAGCUCUAUAAGUCCUCACCCAUCCAUCAUUGAUGACCUCAUUAUUAAUUUUAUCCAAAGCCCAAAUUCCAAGUUGCCUUUUUUUGUCUUGUGAAAUGAUUGUAGCAUUCUUUCUUUUUUUUCUUCCUUUUCAUUUCAUUUAGUGGUCAUUUUAGUAACAUGUGACAAACCUCACUGGACCAGUCUAUGAUGUGCAUCGCAAUAUUGGCUUGCUCUCAUUUUCCAUGAAUUAAGGUAAAAGAGCUGCAAUUUCCCCGUCGUUCGCCACCUAAAUAUCUGCAUUAUGUGAACGUAAUGGUGAUCAAAUACCGCGGGUGUCCCGGUCCGAUAUCAAACAUCAGCACAAAAAGAAGUAUCAACAUCUAAAAUGUCCGAUACAUGCGUGUUUAUUAGCUUCCAAUCAGCACACAAGGUUGGUCUUGUCUUGUGUGUCAGUCAAGUCAUUUGCAAAGAGUAAACAUGGUAGGCUAUAGGUUCGCAGCUACCCAACAGCUAAGCACACAAUAGCACACAAGCUAGAUAUGCGUAAUAAUAACUGAGCAAUAUUGCGGUCUAAAACGGCACGUUUGUCAACGUAAGUAUCAAAUAAUUGCAUAUUACAAAUAAAAACCCAGUAACAAAUGUGCUUUUUAAUACCUACAUUAUUUUUGGCAAAUUUUACUUGAUUAGCCGCUGUAACAAAUAUGCUUUUAAUACCUACGUUGUUCUUUUUGCCGAAUUUUCCUUGAUUAGCCGCUGAAGUCCUGUCAAUAUCGGUAUCGGAAGUGAAAGGUUGUAUCGGACACCCCUAUAUCAUUUCUAACUAUGACACAUGUUUAGUUUUUUUAAAUAAACUGCAAUAUUGGGCUCACUGAUGCAGAUUCCUGCACAUUUGGGAGCUUAAAAACCCUCAUUUUGUCUCUCCUGCUAAAUUCCACGCGUAUAAUUCAUGGCUGUGAGGUAAUAAAACAUCGGAAUCAUGCAGUGCAUACACUUUUUUUAAUUUUUUUUGUGACUUGACCAGUAUUAUUUUGUAUUAUUUACUGCGUUAGAACUAGAAUUGCACUUUUCAAGGAAGCGUUCCCGUACAGAAAGGCCGAAACACUGAUGCUAAUCACUUCAUAUUGAUGCCAGGCGUAAAAAAACAACCAAAAAAUAAAAGGGUGAUUAUUAUCGUUAUUUCUGUGUCUUUGGAUUGUACACGCGAGCGACCCUUUUCGCAACUCGCCACAUUUCCGCCGCGUCCUGUUCCAUGUUUUGACGUCUUUUUUUUCCCCCCGCGAGUCCUUCCCAAAAGCUUCAGAAAGUAUGUUUGCGGCGCAGCUUUAUGCAAACUCCAGCUAGCUAAACAUUAACCUAACGGCAUGCAGGCACUUUCCAAAUGUCAGAAAGGUCCUCGAAAACCAACACGGUCUCGUAGUAUUUACAAACUACGUCUAGUUGCUCCAACUAGUGGUGAAGUUGGUGAAUUACACUUUCAUCCGACCGUGUUGGUUUUUGUUCGAGGUGUUCCUGAUAAAUUGGCAAGUCAAUGUUUUUAUAUCUAUAAAGGAGUAUUAGAGGCAUAAUUUAAACUUUCCCGGUGUCAUUAUUGUGUUUUUUUUUUUUUUUGUGUUUUGGCUGUCAUUGUCUUUCGGAGAACAAAAAUGUGUUUAGCGGGCGAGAAGGUCCUCUUGCGCUGGAGUCCCGUGAGAGUGAGAAUAAUUCUUUUUUGGGGGGUUAAGAGGGAGAAAGGAGUACCUCGUGUGAAUCGAUGACUGGUGCAUGUGUUUGUCGCUUUGUGUAAGUCCGGCAAAAGGACCAAAAUAUUCAGUAUUAUCAAAUAAAAACAAACUUUCAAAGGA
This is a messenger RNA of Nerophis lumbriciformis (worm pipefish), 3033 nucleotides long. RefSeq names its product TIMP metallopeptidase inhibitor 2a (gene timp2a). Gene Ontology annotation, molecular function: metalloendopeptidase inhibitor activity; protease binding. Gene Ontology annotation, biological process: negative regulation of membrane protein ectodomain proteolysis; response to cytokine; response to hormone. NCBI's taxonomy places the organism in Eukaryota, Metazoa, Chordata, Actinopteri, Syngnathiformes, Syngnathidae. Gene Ontology annotation, cellular component: extracellular matrix. The record is from RefSeq and is a predicted model, not a curated record.